This is a messenger RNA of Clupea harengus (Atlantic herring), 527 nucleotides long. It is a transcript of the gene atp5if1b, whose product is annotated as ATP synthase inhibitory factor subunit 1b. The record is from RefSeq and is a predicted model, not a curated record. Gene Ontology annotation, biological process: negative regulation of ATP-dependent activity. Lineage: Eukaryota; Metazoa; Chordata; Actinopteri; Clupeiformes; Clupeidae. Gene Ontology annotation, molecular function: ATPase inhibitor activity. Gene Ontology annotation, cellular component: mitochondrion.
GUCCAGUGUCUAUUUUAGAAGCAAGGGCACGCAUGCAUGUUUUGAUCAGUCUGUGGUGACGGUAUGGCGAGAUUCUUACAAACAAACUUUAGAAAUGUAUUCGCCACGCAGUUAAGAAUGUCAUCCGACCAGUUGGGUGAGCUUGGCAAAGGUGCAGGAAAAGGUGGUGGUGGCGGAGGCUCCAUUCGAGAGGCAGGGGGAGCGUUUGGAAAGAAGCAAGCAAUGGAGGAGGAGAUGUACUUCAAGCGUAAAGAGAAGGAACAGCUAGAUUCUCUCAAGCAGCACCACCAGGGAGAGAUAAACCAUCACAAGAAGGAGAUUGACCGGCUUCAGAAAGAGAUCAAACGCCACGAAGGGAAAAUGGACGAACUGAAAGGCUGAAUGUGGCAAAAACACGAAAAAGCUGGGAGCUCCUUGUGCCUGGUUUCAGACUCAGUGAUUGCUUGUGAUGCAUGAUGUUCCGUACCUGAUUGUAACUUUCACUGUACAUAUGGAUUAUUAAAAUGACUGGUUGAGAUAAAUGCAAA